AUGCUUAUUGGCCCAGGACCGAGAGAGGCAGAGGGCGAGCGAAGGCAAACAACCCACAGGGAGAGAGAGAGAGAGAGAGAGGGGGAGGGAAUGAGCCGGACCCCUGCGCCCUGCUCCAUCGAUCCGCAGAGACGCACACAGGAGCUCCUAUCGGACGUUGGCCGCUAUUUCUGAGCUGUUUUAAGGGGGAAUGCCAACAGCGGACUGCACAUCUGGAACAUGAUACUGGGCAAUUUGGUCGUGGUCGUGUUCUGCCUCUGGGGCACUGAGGUCAGCCUUGCUUAUGUGUUUCAAGCCAGUCGGCCGUCAGAGGGAGGAGACAGCAGCCCGACGCACACAAAAGUGGUGUCUGAGUGGGUCAGCUCCGCGGGCUCCUGUAAGGGGAGGUGCUUCGAGCUGGAGGAGGCCAAACCUCCAGGAUGCAGAUGUGACAAUCUGUGUAAAACCUACUACAGCUGCUGCUCCGACUUCGACUUCCACUGCCUGAAAACGGGGGGGGGGUUUGAGUGCACACAGGAUCGAUGUGGAGAGGAGAGGAACGAAGACCACGCCUGUCACUGCUCAGAGGACUGUCUGGAGAAAGGAGACUGCUGCUCCAACUACAAAUCACUGUGCCACGGUGAGACUUCAUGGGUUCAGGAAGACUGUGAGGAGAUCAAAACGGCAGAGUGUCCUGCAGGGUUCAUCCGUCCUCCUCUCAUCAUGCUCUCCGUCGACGGCUUCAGAGCCUCGUACCUGAAGAAAAGCAAAUCUGUCAUCCCCACCUUACAGAAACUCAGGUCAUGUGGAACAUCAGCACCAUACAUGAGACCAGUUUAUCCAUCCAAGACCUUCCCAAAUCUGUACACUCUGGCCACGGGUCUGUACCCAGAGUCCCACGGGAUUGUGGGAAACACCAUGCAUGACCCAGUGUUUAAUGCCACCUUCAGCCUGCGGACCAGAGAGAAACUGAACCACCGCUGGUGGGGGGGGCAGCCGAUCUGGAUCACGGCAGAGAAACAAGGAGUGAAAGCAGGGACGUUCUUCUGGCCUUGGGUCAUUCCUCUGGAGAGGAGGAUUCUAACCAUCCUACGGUGGCUGCAUCUGCCUGACAAUGAACGACCGUAUGUUUACGCUGUGCAUUCAGAGCAGCCGGAUACCUUCGGACAUCGCCUCGGCCCACUUAGCAGCGAGCUGGACAACCCUCUGAGGGAGAUCGAUAACAUCAUCGGUCAGCUGAUGAACGGGCUCAAACAGAUGAAUCUGCAUCGAUGCGUCAACGUCAUCAUCGUAGGGGAUCACGGUAUGGAGGAGGCCCACUGUGAGAGGACAGAGUUUCUCAGCAGCUACCCCCUCAACAUCGAUGAGAUCACGCUGAUUCCCGGAUCUCUGGGCAGAAUACGACCCCGCGACCCCAAAUCCACCACAUAUGACCCUAAAGUAGUGGUGGCAAACCUCACUUGUAAAAUGCCCACGCAGCACUUUAAACCGUACCUGAAGCAGCAUUUACCCAAGCGGCUUCACUACGCCAACAACCGCAGGAUCGAAGACGUGCACCUGCUGAUGGAGAGGAAGUGGCACAUCGCCAAGAAAAUGCCUGAAAAGUUGAGGACACGUUGUGGUUUCUUCGGUGACCACGGCUUCGACAACAAGAUAACCAGCAUGAGGACAAUCUUCAUAGGUCACGGGCCGAGCUUUAAGUUCCAGAAACAAGUGCCAGAGUUUGAAAACAUAGAGUUAUACAACGUCAUGUGUGACCUUUUAGGGCUCAAACCAGCUCCUAAUAAUGGAACCUACGGCAGCCUGAACGACCUGCUGAAGGACCCGCCGUUCACGCCCACCAUGCCCGACGAAGUGACUCCGCCCACACCGCCGCUGGACUCUGAGGUCUCGCUGACCCAUGACCUCGGCUGCAGCUGUGAUGAAGAGAAUAAAGUCGAGGAGAUGCUGGAGCCGUUCAGUCCUGCUCCAGACGGACUCUACAGUUACAACUCCACCCACCUGCCGUUCGGUCGUCCGGCUGUGAUGUUUGACACUCAGUACAGUUUGCUGCAUCAUGUGGAGUUCAUCAGCGGAUACAGUAAAGAGCUGGGGAUGCCUCUGUGGACGUCAUACACACUGCCCAGACAGGAGGACAUGACGCCGGUUCCGGAGGUUUCUGCGGGAGUCCAGUGUGUCCGGGUCGACUCCAGAAUUUCACCCGAACACAGUCAGAGCUGCUCCUUCUACAGCCAGAACAGCCAGGUCACCUAUGGCUUCCUGUUCCCACCAGACAUGGCGUCGUCUCCUGAGUCCAGAUACGACGCUUCGCUCAUCACCAACGCCGUCCCCAUGUACCCGGCCUUUAAGAGGGUUUGGAGUUUCCUGCAGGGGGCGCUGCUGAGGCGAUUCGCUGACGAAAACAACGGCGUCAACAUCCUGGUGGGACCCGUGUUCGAUAACGAUUACGACGGCCUCAGAGACACCACAGACAAGAUCAGAGAGUUUUCUGCUGACGUUCCUCCGAUCCCCACUCACUUCUACACGGUGGUGACGAGCUGUCAGGAGGUGAACCAGACGGUGGAGGAGUGUGACGGAGGCCUCCGGACCUUCUCCUUCCUCCUGCCGCACAGACCCGACAACAGUGAGACAUGCAACAACCUGGAGGAUGAGUCCCAGUGGGUGGAGGACCUCCUGAAGCUCCACACAGCCCGGGUCCGGGACGUGGAGAUCCUGACGGGUUUGGACCUGUACCGCUCCACCAACCUGACCUACACCAGCACCCUGAGCCUCAAAACCCACCUGCACACCUUCGAGAGCGACGACUAGACACACGCACACGCACACACACACACAGGAUGAGUCCUGCCGUUACACCGCUGGCGUUCGACCCGUGGUUUAAUCUGGAAAUGAGAAGAUCCACCAGUUUUAAUUUAGCUCCAAAUCCAAGUAGUUCCAUGGAUUGAACAGGAAGCAGGAGGAGAAGCUCCUCAGGUGAAGGAGCGUUCCACUGUUUUCACCUCCUCAGCUCAUUCAUCUAAAGCCCAGAGUGUCAUUAGGAUCUGUUUAGAGCAGGGGUCUUUCAGGUUCCACAUUCAGCCCAAGUUGAUCUGAACUGGGUUGGACCAGUCAAAUAAUAACAGAAUAACCUAUAGAUAAAGACAACAGCAAAUUUAGGUCUG
Sphaeramia orbicularis (orbiculate cardinalfish) is the source of this 3140-nucleotide messenger RNA. Its product is annotated as ectonucleotide pyrophosphatase/phosphodiesterase family member 2-like. The record is from RefSeq and is a predicted model, not a curated record. Lineage: Eukaryota; Metazoa; Chordata; Actinopteri; Kurtiformes; Apogonidae. Gene Ontology annotation, biological process: immune response; phosphatidylcholine catabolic process. Gene Ontology annotation, molecular function: polysaccharide binding; calcium ion binding; zinc ion binding.